GAUUUCUCAACCCUGAUGGCCACAGGAGUGGUCAGCGCAAAAAUAUAAAGUAGAGCUGCUCUAGUUUAUCUAAGUAGAUUUUUGCUAUAGUUAGAACAGCUGUACUCAUCAGCAAGAUGUUGCUGCUGCUCCACGUUCUCGAACUCGGGAACGUGGAAUCACCAAAUAAACGUCAAUCCAGCGCAAGAGCUAUGCAUUGCAAAAGUAUCGUACUCGUAUAAAUGCAUUACAAAUUUCCUCAGCAUGAGAAAUAAAAUUUGUAAUGCGGAUUUAGCUCCAGAAAAAAAUUUGUAAAUGCAUGAUUGCAAUUGCUACGAGUGCGAUACUUUUGCACAGGAUAAGAACUGCACCCGAUUAUUCCUCUUCCUCCACCUCCCCACCGACCGAAUACGUGGUGGAAGUGAAAACAAACGCCGCACCGUCUCCCCUGUCCGGUCACAGUAAUAAUGGGAGUGCAACCCUGUAUAAUUUUCGCCCAAAAAUUCUCAGCGUCCCUACCGUCGCUGGUACAACUCCUGGAGAAGAUGUUGAAAGCACAGCUGUAGGAGCUGGAAAAAAAUCGCACGGCCGGCCCUAUCGAAUGUAGAAAUGUCUGGGUCUGGAAGAAUGCGAGAUUUGUGAUGCAGGUUUUCCAUGACCCAUGAGGCCUGGCAUGCAGCACCUAGCAUGAGAGAUGCUGUGAGAUGUCUAUCAUGCCUAUCCUGCAUGAGAAACUCCCUGUCAACCUGGUCAAAAGCGGACAUCUUUUGGUAAUCAUGCAACACAAAUUUUUGCAUGAUCCAGAUGCAGCAUGACAAGUUCCAAUCUUCCAGACCCAGACAUUUUUGCAAUUCAUAGGCCUGUCCAGAUCCCGAUCGUGAAUGACGGGAAAGCGAAGUUGUCACCGGAAUUCGGUUAUCCAAAACAAAAGUAUCGUACUCGUAUAAAUGCCAGACUAGCAUGACAAAUCUGGUUUCUUAGGUAAUUUAGCAUGACAAAUUUCAUUUUUCACGCUGAUCCUUUUUGACGGGAAAGGAAGUAGUAGACGAUCCUACGGUUUCCUUUUUUCACUAUAGCAGCGACUAAUCUCAACGCAAAAGUGCUUUCGGAGAUGCCGACCCCGACGCACCUCCUACUUUCGGGUCAAGAGUCACUAACGAGCGACGCAGGACAUCAAAAGGCGCAAAUAUGAAGCAAAAAUGGACCUACAACCAAUCCAGGAGUGCUGCGAAGUAGUCGGGCGCCGAGUAAUGCGGCGCUGCAGUAGGGUUCAAGGGUUAGGGCUAGGGUAAAGGGGGGCAACUGGGAGAUGCAGGGCAUAACUCCGUGUUUUCCUGUGUCUCUUGGUGGCGUUUACGUACCACUGCCAGAGCUCAGGCUCAGGUAGGGUCGGCAGGAAGGGCAAGAAGAGGCGUCUUGCUUAGGACCUGCCAGUUCUUUGGCGCCUGUUCUGACGCAAGGAAGGGCAAGCAGAGGCGGCUUGCUUAGGACCUUGCGGUUGUGCGGAGGUUGAUAGGUGCAGUACGGAUGAGGAGGUAGUAUUGCGCCCAUCUGAAGCCAGGGCUGAUUGCUGGCUCCGGCUGACAUUCUCCCAGGCAACUCCCCGAGCUUGACUGGCUCACAGCUAAAAAGGGUUUUGUUUCAUCAAGCUCCGGUGGUGAUAAGUUGAAACACUAUUCACCAGCUAUUUACAAGCAGGAACAUAGAAAGUACGCUAAACAGUUACUCGCUCGCCUGAAGAAGCGAGCACCCGAUUGAUUUUUCACGCUGAGCUAAUUUGUAAUGCAAUUUAUACUACUAGUACGAUGCUUUUGCAAUUCAUAUCGGUACUACGGGCAGUUCGUGUGCAGCAUCACCGUCGAAUUACCUCAGCGACAUCGAGGAAUGCACGAAGUCUGAUCAACAGGUGGUUGAGUUGACGGUUUUUGAAAAUAAGACGCGCGAGCAAAAGUAUCGUAGUCGUACUCGUAUUGCAAUCAUGCAUUACAAAUUUUUUUCUCAAGGUAAAUCCGCAUUACAAAUUUAAUUUCUCAUGCUGAGGAAAUUUGUAAUGCAUUUAUACGAGUGUGAUACUUUUGCAAUGCAUAAAUAAGACGCGUGA
Messenger RNA from Amoebophrya sp. A120, 2080 nucleotides. The record is from the annotation of a GenBank genome assembly. NCBI's taxonomy places the organism in Eukaryota, Dinophyceae, Syndiniales, Amoebophryaceae.